AUGAGGUUCAGGGCUAACACUUUUGGCUGGUAUUAUGAGUUCUGUCCAACUUGUAACAAAACAAAUCAAACUCCCGGCUCCCAAUUCCAGCGCAACUGUUUUAAUAACAGUUCAACCCAUAUAACUAAGUAUAAAAUUGAGAUUGAGGUGGAACAUGAACCCAAUACUGUUAAUUUUGUUUUUUGGGACAAGGAAUGUAUUCCUUAUGUUGGGAUGUCGUCUCAUGCUCUAAGACAGAUCAUGAAAAAGACAAACAAGGAUCAUCCAAGUAUUUAUACCGAACACCUUGACCAUCUUUUGAAGAAGUUUUCUUUUCGUGUCAAAUACCAGCCUUACUACAAACGAGCUUCUGUAGUAAGACUAACUCAAGAUCCUGAGGGUUUUCUAACCAUCCCUAACAACGAUGAAUCUGCUAAGGGAAAGGCAAUACUCUGCCUUGAAGACAACAAUAUCGUGAACACAUCUCAGGCUUCUCUAACCAUCCCCAAUGAAGAUGAAUGUACUAAGGCAAAGGCCAUUAUCCACAAUGAAGAAUACAAUGCUAUGAACAAGGAUAAACAAGUAACUAAUUCAAAAGCAACCCCUUCCGCUGUUAGGAUUCCACUUUCAGAAAUAUCAGUGGCAAGUAUUUCUCAUAUAAAUAAUGGAACUACGGAACAUAGCCAACCUUCUCGAUCUAAAAACGCUCUUCACAAUCCACCAAAAGUCUUGGACAUUAAUAAAAUGGGAACAAACUUACAUUCAAGUUUCUCCACUAUUGCGACAAAACCAGGGAUAUAA
Molecule: messenger RNA, 780 nt
Organism: Vicia faba (fava bean)
Lineage: Eukaryota; Viridiplantae; Streptophyta; Magnoliopsida; Fabales; Fabaceae
Source: the annotation of a GenBank genome assembly